This is a messenger RNA of Ctenocephalides felis (cat flea), 920 nucleotides long. RefSeq lists its product as uncharacterized. Lineage: Eukaryota; Metazoa; Arthropoda; Insecta; Siphonaptera; Pulicidae. The coding region runs from base 80 to 844 and encodes 254 amino acids. The transcript is spliced from 6 exons. The record is from RefSeq and is a predicted model, not a curated record.
GAUCUGAUAAUUCAAAGUGUAAAUAAUAAACAACAUCUUGGGCUUAGGACACACCUGGCGUAGAACUUAAAGAUACAAAAUGAAUCGUCUAGCAAUUUUUUUCACUGCAGUUUUGGCUCUUGGAUUGGCAGAAGAAAUCGAAGUAAUUGAAAUUGAAUUACCAAGUUAUCUGACCACCUGCCCCCGCAAUUCGGCCGAGCUCGACACCUGCCUGAAGCAGUCGAUUGCGGCCGCGGUGCCUCAACUCCGAUCAGGACACGAACUCCUGGGACUUAGGCCAAUUGACCCUAUGGAACUCUCUGAAUUCAAAACCGGAGUUGACGCCGGACUUAUGCGCAGCAAAUUGGUAGCAAAGGACUUCAAAGUUCACGGAUUGAGCAAUAUGGUCGUCAAGGAUGUCAAAUCUGAAGUGACCGACAAUUCCCUGCUCAUAAACGCCGAAGUGUACUUCCCAAAAGUUCUCAGCGAAGGAUCCUACAAGGGCGACAGCAGCUUUGGAGAUUACCAAAUCAAGAGCCGUGGAAUUUUCAACGUCACCAUGUAUGAUGUGACAGUCACUUGGAAAAUCGAAGGAGCAACUGAAGAACGCGAUGGAGAGACUUACAUGCGCAUCAAACACUUCCGUGUCAGCCCAAAAGUUGGUGAUAUGAAAAUCUAUGCAAGUGGGCUUAUACCCGAUGAAGGACUCAAUAACGCAGCCGUUGCCUUCAUGAACCAAUACUGGCAACCUGCCUUCCAGGCACUUUUACCAUACGCAGAAGAACACGGAGACCAAAUCAUGACAAACUUUGUCAACGAAAUGUUCUUGAGAAUCCCAUUCAACAAAUUAAUGCCAGUUGAAUAAAGCCAAAAUUUAAAUAUGUAUAUAAAAAACAUAUAGUAAAUAAGCAAAAUUAUUUUGAUAUUUUUUGGUGAUUCCA